Podarcis raffonei (Aeolian wall lizard) is the source of this 2083-nucleotide messenger RNA. Its product is annotated as ATPase family AAA domain-containing protein 3. Gene Ontology annotation, molecular function: zinc ion binding; ATP binding; ATP hydrolysis activity. Gene Ontology annotation, biological process: mitochondrion organization. The record is from RefSeq and is a predicted model, not a curated record. Bases 81 to 1871 code for a protein of 596 amino acids. NCBI's taxonomy places the organism in Eukaryota, Metazoa, Chordata, Lepidosauria, Squamata, Lacertidae. Gene Ontology annotation, cellular component: mitochondrion. The transcript has 16 exons.
CAGUGUGAGCGGCGCUGGGUCCGCGUGUGCUCCGCUGCUUGCUGCCUGCCGGCUGGGCUGCAAAAAGCAGAGCAGCGCUCAUGUCGUGGCUCUUCGGGCUGAACCGCGGCGGCGGCGGCGGCGGAGAUGCGGGUCUGGGAGCUCCCCCCGGGGCCCCGGCGCUGCCGCCUUCGCCGGCGGGGGCCUCUGGGGAAGGGCCGGGCGAAGGGGGCCGCCCCAAGGACAAAUGGAGCAACUUCGACCCCACCGGCCUGGAGCGCGCGGCCAAGGCUGCCAGGGAGCUGGACGCCUCCCGACAUGCGAAAGAGGCCCUCCACAUGGCCCAGUUGCAGGAACAGACCCUCCAGUUAGAACAGCAGUCCAAGCUAAAGGAAUAUGAGGCUGCCAUAGAGCAGCUGAAGAACGAGCAGAUCCGUGUGCAAGCUGAGGAAAGGAGGAAGACGCUUACCGAAGAGACAAGGCAGCAGCAAGCGAGAGCGCAGUACCAAGACAAGCUGGCCAGGCAACGCUACGAAGACCAACUGCGACAGCAGCAACUCCUAAAUGAGGAGAACUUGAGGAAGCAGGAGGAAUCGGUUCAGAAGCAGGAGGCAAUGAGGCGUGCUACCGUGGAGCGGGAGAUGGAGCUCCGGCACAAGAAUGAGAUGCUGCGGAUCGAGGCCGAAGCACGCGCCCGUGCAAAGGCCGAGCGGGAGAACGCCGACCUCAUCCGGGAGCAGAUCCGGUUAAAAGCAGCCGAGCAUCGCCAGACGGUGCUUGAUUCCCUCAAGACUGCUGGGACGUUGUUUGGAGAAGGGUUUCGUGCCUUUGUGACUGACUGGGACAAAGUGACAGCUACGGUGGCCGGCCUGACACUUCUGGCUGUUGGCAUUUACAGCGCCAAGAAUGCAACUGCGGUCGCUGGCCGGUACAUUGAGGCCCGCCUGGGCAAGCCGUCGUUGGUGAGGGAAACCUCUCGUUUCACCAUCCUGGAAGCUCUCAAGCAUCCCAUUAAGCUUGGCAAGCGACUCACCAGCAAGGCCCAGGAUGCCCUCGAAGGAGUCAUUCUCAGUCCAAAGCUGGAGGAGCGAGUGAGAGACAUUGCCAUUGCGACACGGAACACGCGGAACAACAAAAGCUUGUACAGGAACAUCCUCAUGUACGGCCCCCCUGGGACGGGGAAGACUCUCUUUGCCAAGAAAUUAGCCAUGCAUUCUGGCAUGGAUUACGCCAUCAUGACUGGUGGUGACGUCGCCCCCAUGGGGCGGGAAGGAGUUACUGCCAUGCACAAGGUCUUUGACUGGGCAAACACAAGCCGGAGAGGCCUCUUGUUGUUUGUGGACGAAGCUGAUGCGUUCCUGCGGAAGAGGUCGACGGAAAAAAUCAGCGAAGACCUACGAGCCACGUUGAAUGCCUUCCUGCACAGGACGGGGCAGCACAGCAACAAGUUCAUGCUCGUCUUAGCCAGCAACCAACCGGAGCAGUUUGACUGGGCCAUCAAUGACCGGAUAGACGAAAUGGUUAAUUUUAAGCUGCCAGAGCUGGAAGAGAGAGAGCGUCUGGUCCGGAUGUAUUUUGACAAGCACGUCCUGAAGCCGGCCACUGAGGGAAAGCAGCGUCUGAAGCUCGCCCAGUUUGACUAUGGGAAGAAGUGUUCAGAGAUCGCCAAGCUGACCGAAGGCAUGUCUGGCCGAGAGAUCUCUCAGCUCGCCGUGGCCUGGCAGGCCGCAGCGUAUGCCUCCGAGGACGGUGUCCUCACGGAAGCCAUGAUCGACGCCCGGGUGGCCGAUGCCGUUCAGCAACACAAGCAGAAGAUGGAGUGGUUAAAAGCUGAGGGGGUGGAGCCGGGCAAGAGCCAACCGUUGCCUCUCACGAUGGGGAAGGGCCUAUGAGGAAGCUUUGGGGGCGGGAGAGGGAAGGACAGGAUAGAACGGGGAGGACGCAACAGACCAUUGCGACGUGUGGAGCAAAAGAUGCUGGGGAAACCGACUCUCGCCUUGCAGCCGCGGUCCACCUGGAAUCAUGUCGAAAGUGAACACAACGUCGCGCUGGUGAAAGUGAGGGCCAAUCUUUGGAGUCUGCUUUCUUGGGGUUUUUAUAUAUA